This is a messenger RNA of Funneliformis mosseae, 276 nucleotides long. NCBI's taxonomy places the organism in Eukaryota, Fungi, Glomeromycota, Glomeromycetes, Glomerales, Glomeraceae. The record is from the annotation of a GenBank genome assembly.
UUGCAUACCUUUUUACGAGAUUACAUAGAUACUGAAUUUAGCCAAGCUUCAAAGACAAGAACAGGAUAUAAUAGAUCGUUAAAGUCAUACGUUAAAAGAUAUAGUAAUGUUAACUAUUUUCCGGUCUGUGAAGAUAUGAAUAAUGUUAAAGAAAAGGAUAAUAGUCAUAAUGGAAAUUAUGCUGACAAUUUCAAGAAGGAUAAUGAGAAUAGAGAAAGAAGUAGAAGUUUAGUAUUGACAGAAUAUAAUAGUGAUUAUGAGAAGAAUGACAAUUAA